This is a messenger RNA of Sciurus carolinensis (gray squirrel), 5112 nucleotides long. It is a transcript of the gene Ccdc186, whose product is annotated as coiled-coil domain containing 186. The transcript is spliced from 16 exons. Gene Ontology annotation, cellular component: trans-Golgi network. The record is from RefSeq and is a predicted model, not a curated record. Bases 237 to 2963 code for a protein of 908 amino acids. NCBI's taxonomy places the organism in Eukaryota, Metazoa, Chordata, Mammalia, Rodentia, Sciuridae. Gene Ontology annotation, molecular function: small GTPase binding. Gene Ontology annotation, biological process: vesicle cytoskeletal trafficking.
GUCGCCGCCAUCUUUGUUGAUGUGUCAGCUCCGCGGGGGUUUGGGGAAGCGGCGGCGGAGAGAGUGAGGGGUCAGCCCCGAUCCCCGCCGCUGUCUCCCCCGCCCACUUCUUGUCUGCCGGAUCCCGCCAUGGAGAGGUUGGCCCCUGAGUCGGACCUCCAGCGGCCUCGUUAGGGUGCGGCCUGAGGCUUGGAGAAGUGGGAUGUAAAACAAAGAUCAGGAGCAGAUUUGAAGAAAUGCAAAGUGAAUUGGUGCUGGUCAACAUGUCAGAGACAGAGCACGAAGCCUUCAUUUCCUCCGAUAAAAAUAUUGGGAAAAUACCUGAAUUAAAGGAAGAUUCAUGCAGCUCAUUUUCUGGUGAUGAAAGCAACAGAUUAGAAAAUGAAUCUAAACUAUUGUCAUUAAAUUUUGAAAAAAAUUUAUGUCAGCCUAAUGAACACAGUAGUCAUGUUGAAGCACACAAAAAUUAUGUUCCAGAUUGUGAUGAAUGUGAGGAUUCUUCUGCCAGAAAAGACAUAUGCCCAGAAAAUUCUGAACAAAUAUCUAACUUUCCUAGUGGAGAUUUUGCAAAGCAGGGGUCAAAAACAAGUGAAACGGAACAGACAGUAACACAAAUACUGGCAGAAUUAAGGUCAUCUACGUUUACAGAAGCAGCUCAUCAAAAGACUUAUUCAGAAAGUCCCUAUGAUACAGACUGCACCAAGAAACUUAUUUCAAAAAUAAAGAAUGUUUCAACAUCAGAGGAUUUGUUGGAAGAAAUAGAAUCUGAGCUGUUGUCUACAGAGUUUGCAGAAGAACACCGAGUACCAAAUGGCAUGAAUAAAGGAGAACAUGCAUUAGUUCUGUUUGAAAAGUGUGUGCAAGAUAAGUAUUUACAGCAGGAACAUAUUAUAAAAAAGUUAAUUAAAGAAAAUAAGAAGCAUCAGGAGCUCAUCUUAGACAUUUGUUCAGAAAAAGACAGUUUAAGAGAAGAGUUAAAAAAAAGAACAGAAACAGAGAAGCAGCAUGUGAACACAAUUAAACAGUUAGAAUCAAGAAUAGAGGAACUUAAUAAAGAAGUUAAAGCUUCCAAAGAUAAACUAGUAGCUCAAGACAUUGCAGCUAAAAAUGCAGUUCAGCAAUUACACAAAGAGAUGACCCAGCGGAUGGAACAGGCCAACAAGAAAUGUGAAGAGGCACGCCAAGAGAAAGAAGCAAUGGUAAUGAAGUAUGUAAGAGGUGAGAAGGAAUCUUUAGACCUUCGAAAGGAAAAAGAGAUUCUUGAGAAGAAACUUAGAGAUGCAAAUAAGGAGUUUGAGAAAAACACUAACAAAAUUAAGCAGCUUUCUCAGGAGAAAGGACGAUUGCAGCAGCUGUAUGAAGCAAAGGAAGGCGAAACAACUAGACUCAUCAGAGAAAUAGAAAAAUUAAAGGAAGACAUCAACUCUCAAAUCAUUAAAGUAAAGUGGGCCCAAAACAAAUUGAAAGCUGAAAUGGAUUCACACAAGGAAACCAAAGAUAAACUCAAAGAAACAACAACAAAGUUAACACAAGCAAAGGAAGAAGCAGAUCAGAUACGACAAAACUGUCAGGAUAUGAUAAAAACAUAUCAGGAGUCUGAAGAAAUUAAAUCAAAUGAGCUUGAUGCAAAGCUUAGAGUCACAAAAGGAGAACUUGAAAAACAAAUGCAAGAAAAAUCUGACCAGCUCGAGAUGCAUCAUGCCAAAAUUAAGGAACUAGAAGAUCUGAAGAGGACCUUUAAGGAGGGUAUGGAUGAACUGCGAACACUAAGGACAAAGGCAAAAUGUCUAGAAGAUGAACGAUUAAGAACAGAAGAUGAAUUAUCGAAAUACAAGGAAAUUAUUAAUCGCCAAAAAGCCGAAAUUCAGAAUUUAUUGGAUAAAGUGAAAAUUGCAGAUCAGAUACAGGAUCAGCUUCAAAGAGGUAAACAAGAAAUUGAAAAUUUGAAGGAAGAAGUGGAAAGUCUUAAUUCUUUGAUUAAUGACCUACAAAAAGACAUCGAAGGCAGUAGGAAAAGAGAAUCUGAGCUACUGCUAUUCACAGAAAAGCUCACUAGUAAGAAUGCACAGCUUCAGUCUGAAUCCAAUUCUUUGCAGUCACAAUAUGAUAAACUUUCCUGUAGUGAAAGUCAGUUGCAAAGCCAAUGUGAACAAAUGAAACAGACAAAUCUUAAUUUGGAAAGUAGAUUGUUAAAAGAGGAAGAACUUCGAAAAGAGGAAGUUCACAUUCUGCAGGCCGACCUCACAUGUAAACAAACAGAAGUUAAAGCAUUGAGUACCCAGGUAGAAGAAUUGAAAGAUGAGUUAGUAACCCAAAGACGUAAACAUGCCUCUAAUGUCAAGGAUCUUACCAAGCAACUUCAGCAAGCACGAAGAAAAUUAGAUCAGGUUGAGAAUGGAAGCUAUGAUAAAGAAGUUAGCAGCAUGGGAAGUCGUUCUAGUUCAUCAGGGUCCCUUAAUGCUCGAAGCAGUGCAGAAGAUCGAUCUCCAGAAAAUACUGGGUCAGCAGUAGCUGUGGAUAACUUCCCAGAAGUGGACAAGGCCAUGUUGAUUGAAAGGAUAGUUAGGUUGCAGAAAGCACAUGCCCGGAAAAACGAAAAGAUAGAAUUUAUGGAGGACCACAUCAAACAAUUGGUGGAAGAAAUUAGGAAAAAAACAAAAAUAAUUCAGAGUUACAUUUUACGAGAAGAAUCAGGCACACUUUCUUCAGAGGCUUCUGAUUUUAACAAAGUUCAUUUAAGUAGACGAGGUGGCAUCAUGGCAUCUUUAUAUACAUCUCAUCCUGCUGAUAGUGGAUUAACACUGGAACUGUCUUUGGAAAUCAACCGAAAAUUGCAGGCUGUUUUGGAGGAUACAUUACUAAAAAAUAUUACUUUGAAGGAAAAUCUACAAACACUUGGAACAGAAAUAGAACGUCUUAUUAAACACCAGCAUGAACUAGAGCAGAGGACAAAGAAAACCUAAUACAAAGUUCUUGCCCAGUAAACAGAUAAAAGCCACCCAGGAGCAGGUGCCACUGACCAGUGUUGUUGGAAACAUUUCCCUACUUUGUGUAUAAGCCAGUCAAAAAUUUGUUUUGCUUCAUCUGUAUAAAAAAAAGUAUCCUUUUAAAAAUGGAUGCAUUGCUGUGCAUACUGUAAGAGCGUAGGCUUUGAUGAAAUUUGUUUUUAUAUGGUGCAAUACAACAGCCUGUCACUGAGUCUAAACAACUGAAUUUGCUCAUAGUCAUGUUAAGUGCUGAUCAUUACUACGAGGGCUUUUAAAAACCCCUUCUCCAUGUUUUUCCCUUUAAAAUAUGUCAAAAAUGAUUCAGCUUUAAAAAUUAUCCAUGAAAAGACAGAAGGUGUUACUCAUUCAGUGAUUUACUAUGUCCACAACACCAAGAAAAGUAAAGACAUCAUAAAAGUGUUUGUUUUGAACUAGACACAGUGGUAUGUACCUAGAGUCCCAGCUAUUCAGGGGCCGAGGGGAGGAUCACACGAAACCAGGAGUUUGAGGCCAACCUGUGCAACAUAGCAAAAUCCAUCUCAAAAAAUAUUUUUUAAAAAAUGUUAUGACACUCCAGUAUAAUAUUUGGUUGUGUUUUAAGGGUGCAUUUGAGUACUUAAAUCUUUGUUUUAGUUUUAAUGAAAACUGAACGUAAUAGAAAAGUCAGUUAUUGGUAAGUGGCAAUGAUUAGACAUUGUACGUCUCUGUCAGGUUUCCUUGUCUAUCGUAGGUCCAUUUUUUCAGAUUUGGAUUGAGUUUAUAGUUGAAUUAUUAAAAUCUUCAGUUACUUAAAAUACAGUUUAAAAUAACAUAUUCAUAGAAAAAUUAUCUAUGGACUUAAGUUAUAUUUUAAAAUGUGAAGUGGAUCCCAUCAUUAGAACAGAGAGAUGAAUGAUUCUUAGAAAUGGAAAUACUUUAAUUUUACUAGCAUCAUUUAAAGAUAAAUGGACUAUGUUUUAAGGUACUCACUAAGAACCAGUUUCCCAAGAGUAAGCAGCAUAUGGCACUGUUAACCAUUUGAGCACCAUUCUUCACUAUUGAUACAAUGAAAUAUAUAUCAAAUUGGCGUGAUUAUGCAGUUCCCCCAAAUGUGUUUUGGUAUACUUAUUUAAAACACAAAAUAAUUACAUAUCUAAAACCAAAGGAAUUUUUAAGCCAAAUUAUUGUAUUUUGUUGGAUUUUUACAAUAUUUAUUUCGGAUGUACACUUAAGUGUUGCAAUCAUAUCAAUAUUUCUGUCAUUGAAUUUUUUUCUUACCUCCUUUUAUUUCUCAUCUGUUAUAAUUUCUUUGACUUUGCAUUACAUUUGGAUCCUUUAUAUAGUAGGACACCUUGGCUCAUCUGCAGGUUUGUUGUCACAAACCUCAUUGUUUUAGAUUUUGUCAACCUUAUUUUCCCCUCAAAAGGAAGUAAACUUUGGGGUGCUAGAUUAGAAGCCUUGAAAGAAUUGUAUGGGCUUUCAUAGUUGGACUUGUGGCAAUGUCCUUUUAAUGGGUUUCGACUUUUUUUUUUUAAAUCAACUUAAUAUUGUUUAAAAGGUAAUUUAGUAAAGAUCAGGUCAUUCAUUGUAGUGUCUUAAUUUUUGUGCAUAUCAAGUUAUAUGUUGUCAUUCUAAACAAAUAUCUUUUUACUUCAAAAUGAAAAUACACACUCAAAGGUGUUUUAUUUAAAAUAGUUAUAAAAAUUGUUAGUUUUAUCUUAAUGUGUCUUGCUCUUUUUAUCAAUAAUAAUUUAUCAAAAUAAAAAAAUAAGAGGGUAAGUGCAAUAAAAUCUGAAUUAUUUUCCCAUUUGUUUCUAGACAUAUGGUUGAUACUCCAAAAGUCUACUUACAGUAGGCACCAUAUCUAAAUUUUUCUGGUUUCUCAUGUGCUGUAGAUUCAUAAACUACAAGAUUUGAAUUUUUUCCCUCUAGGGUACAAAAUGUAUAAUGGAGACCCAAUAGUGAUCAGAUCCAUAGUUUUCAAUGCCUAUACACUUUCAAAUACACACACACAUACACUCUCUUACUGUAGACAAAAAUGGAGCAUUCAGUAUUAAUAUUUGUGCCACCAUCUGCCACCAUUUUAGAGGAAGAUCAUUAAAAGCCAUAUUUUGAUGGUAUUAUUGUCAUUUUUACUGAUAAACUA